Molecule: messenger RNA, 12834 nt
Organism: Chanos chanos (milkfish)
Lineage: Eukaryota; Metazoa; Chordata; Actinopteri; Gonorynchiformes; Chanidae
Gene: sacs2
Product: sacsin molecular chaperone 2
Exons: 8
Coding region: 1-12834 (4277 amino acids)
Source: RefSeq, a predicted model, not a curated record
AUGUUUGCCCAAUGUAACUUUGUCAUCAGAAAUGCAUUUGGAGCCUCCCCUCCACCUUUUAUUGACCUCUUGAGGGACAUUCUGAGAAGAUACCCAGAUGGAGGACAAAUACUGAAGGAGCUGAUACAGAACGCAGAUGAUGCAAAGGCAACAGAGGUUUUGUUUGUCCAUGAUGAGAGACACUAUGGCAAGCAUAACCUCUGGCAUGAUGAACUUGGAAAGUAUCAAGGUCCUGCCCUGUAUGCUUUUAAUAAUGCUGUCUUCACUGAGGAUGACUGGAGAGGUAUUCAGACCACAUGCAGAAGCACCAAACGAGAUAAUCCAGACAAAGUGGGAAGAUUUGGGAUUGGCUUCAACUCUGUCUAUCAUGUAACAGAUUUGCCUUCUGUAUUAAGUUCCAAACAUCUUGGCCUAUUUGACCCUCAAGAGAAGUUCUUUGGAGAUGGUGAGGGUGGCUACCAAUGGUCUUUGGAUGAUGAAGAUGACAGAGACAGCCUUUUGAGCUUGUCUGAUCAAUUCCAACCAUUUCGAGACAUUGUUCAACAAGUGACUGACUAUACAUGGGAGAACAUUAUCAGUGAACGCAAUUUCAACGGAACACUUUUUCGAUUCCCCUUGCGUAGUGAGCCCUCUGAGAUUUCAGACAACCUGUAUGACUCAGGGAAAAUGAGGGAGCUCUUCCGCAGUUUUAGUGCAGAUGCAGACCUUAGCCUUCUGUUCUUAAAAAACGUGUCAUCUAUUUCUUUAAUGCACAUUGGCAAAAGUGGCACCAUCAACACUGAGCUGAAAUUGUCUGCCUCCACGGAACAUGAAAUUUUGCAUGAUCAAGAGGAGUCUGUGGAUGGCAGAACAUACAGCAGAAGUGUAUCUUGCAAAUCAUCUGGAAAAGAAACCGAAAUAAAGUGGCUCAUGACUACUUGUCGCUUGAAAGAAGGCCAUUCUCCACAGAUAGAUUCUCUUGCUAAGAAGCUGCGCUAUCGAUGUCAAGUUGAUGCUGCGUUCCCUUAUAGUGAGGACCGAGACAUUUUAAAUGGAAGACUGUGCUGCUUUCUACCCCUUCCAAACAAUGAAUCUAACAAGACUGGGCUUCCAAUUCACAUUAAUGCAUGCUUUGGUCUCACAGACAACAGAAGGGACAUCAAGUGGCAAGAAGAGGAUCAGAAAUAUGAUGAAGCUGCAAGAUGGAAUGAACUGCUGGUGAAAGAGCUUCUUCCUCACACAUAUUUGAUGAUCAUCAUGGGUGCCAUUCAUUUUUCCAAACAGUCCUUCUUACCAUCCUCUUCAGUAUAUCAUCUUUGGCCUGACAUGAACAAGAUCAAACACAAAAACAAAUGGCGCGAAGUCACCACUGAAAUGCUCAAACACUUGUUUCAAAAUAAGGCAGUUUUUUGUCUCGCUGGAAAUGAGGACGUCUGGGUGACUCCUUCAGAAACCGUGUUUCCAACCCGUGCCAUCGAUCCUGAGACAAUGUCUGCUGUGACAAGAGUAUGUACUGCACAACAAGAAAAUCUGGUCACCAUUCCAGAUCAUGUACUAGAGGAUGUUCAAUGCUUCUUUCCAGAGCCUGACAAAAUAAAAUGGGUAACUCCAUCUCUCAUUAGAGAUGUCUUGCGGAGAUGUGAAGUGGAAAAACUCAGUAAAUGUGACAAGCUCUCUCUUCUGGGCUAUGUUCUGAGUGAUGCGAAGUACAAUGAGCUAUGGGGUCUUAAGCUUCUGCCACUCAGUGAUGGAUCUUUUAAGUCAUUCACCAAUGAGGAUAAAAACACCGCUUUGAUAGACAAUGAAAAAUUUCCAAGAGUGCUGUUACCAUUUUGCAGAGAAAUGUUUCUGCCUUAUGAUCUAUGCAGCAAAGUUUUUCACCAUCUACGGCAACUGGCAGCCACAGGAAUGUAUAAAGUAUUCAAUCUGGACGCUUCAAACAUUGCUGUUUUUACCAAGAAGAGUUUACCCAGAGAGUGGGAAGAUACACAGACUCAUGUGACAUGGAAAAUAGGACAUCAAGAUCAUCCACCCAUGAACUGGCUAGCAGAAUUCUGGAAAUAUUUGAGUACACAGCAGCUAAGUGACUUCAUAGGCAUGCCUGUUAUUCCAGUCGAACCACUUCAAAGCAGAAACAGUUCUGUCUCAUUGGCAAGAUUACAGAGUAAAACAACUUUGAUUUUUCAGAGUUCUACCCAGAUUAGCUUACCUGAUCAAAUUCAGAAAGUGGUACAGAGGGUAGGAGGCACAGUCAUAAUAAAGGACAAGUGUCUAAGGCAUGAUGAUCUUGACAGUUAUGUGCUGCCACCAUCUCCAAAAAGCAUCCUGAAAAUCUUCUCGAACUUAAAACACAACAUGGUCAUAAGAGGUGUUACCUCUGCGUCUAAGGGGGAAAAAGAUGAGAUUAAAUCAUAUUUCUCUACUUUGAAUUCCCUCUGUCACAGUGAACUGGAUGUAAUCUUAACAUUGCCAUUGUUCCAAUUAAUGACGGGGGAAUAUGUUGCCGCUCGGUCUAAGAAGGCAGUUGUUCUCAGUUCAGCCCCAUUUAUUCCAAAGGAUCUUCCCAUUCCUGACACAAUUGUGCAAUGUGCUACUGAGGCUGACCGCAGGCUUCUGACCCUACUCAAUAUUGACCUUCUUGAGCCAGCUCAAUUGGCUGUCCAUUUGGUUGACUGCUUUGAGAACAUUUUUUUCCAAAGACAGGAGCAACAGAAAAUAAUGACUUGGAUUCUGGAACAUGGAGGUCUUCUCUUUUCACAGAGUGCAGAGUUACUCAGAAAAUGUAAGGAUCUGGAAUUCAUUGAGACAGGGAAUGGAGAGCACAAAAAACCUGCAGCCGUUUUUGAUCCCACUAAUAAGACAUUUCAGGAUCUUUUGGAUGUGGAUUCCUUUCCGACAUCUAUUUAUAUACGCAUUCCACAAAUGCUUGAGAGUUUAGCACGUCUUGGAUUACAGACAAAAGAAACAGAUCUGUCGCCAACACAUAUACUACAGGUUGCUGAACAUAUUGAGAGACUUCACAUCCACUCAAAAAAGAAGAUGUUCAAAAAAGCUGACACUCUGGUAAGAGUACUUAAUGGUAAUGACCUGCUCUCAAAAUUUACAGAGCAGCAAAUAGCACAGCUUCUACAGAUACCGUGGUUACCCUGUAAAAAUCCAGAUGCAGUGGAUGGUGAAAAUAGAGACACUCAGGAGAGGAGUCUCUACAAACCUUUGGAGGUCAGGGCUUCAGAAUUCUCAGAUAUUGUUGGACAUGUCAUGCCACUCACAUCAGACCUGAGGCAAGGGAUCUGCCAAAAGCUCAACCUUCAAAGUCCUCCCCCUGCUGAAAAGGUCAUUGCAAAUCUUGCUGCUCUAAGGUCAAUGGCAUUGGCAAUGGAAAACCCUGAUUCAGAUGUAAACUUUAAAAGAAAGUUGCAUAGCACUUAUAAAUAUAUGCAAGAGAAUAUUGAGGAUUUCAGAAGGAAGAUGAAUAUGAAAUGCAUACACUGGCUGUGGAUUCAGAAUCAGUUUGUCUCUCCGUGUGAUGUGUUUUUAGCCUAUCCCCCUGAGUUGGACCUUAGCCUAUACAUCAAAAAAGUGCCAGAGGAGUUUUGUCACUAUAACAAUCUGCUAACAGAGUUUGGCGUUAAAGAAACGCUUUCAGCAGAGGAAAUUAAAGAAAUACUUUAUGACAUUAAACAAAUUAUUGAUGAGAGGGAGCCAUCCUUUGGAAACUUCUCAGAGCUUAAGGUAUCCACAGCGAUUCUUGAUUGGAUACGAAAACAUGAAAUACCUGUUAAGGAUGAUAUUCCAGUGCCUGUCAUGGAGGAAAACCAAAGAUUUACCUUGCAGCCACUCUCUAAAACUGUCUUCUGUGACAUUAGCAGUGAAGGUUUGGAUGCCUUGAGACAAGACAAGGAGGAAUUCUAUGUGAUUCACCAGGAGAUACUUCCUGUGACAGCAAAAUGGCUGAAAAUUCCAUUCCUCAGUACUCGGGUUUUAAAACCUGAGUUUCUUGGGAUUGAACAGUUUGGUCAAACUGAGCCUAUUACUCAAAGAAUCAAAAAUAUCCUCAAGGAAUACGAUGAAGAAAGUGAUAUUUUCAAAGAGGUCAUACAAAAUGCAGAAGAUGCUGGGGCAAGAACGUGUAGGUUUAUGCUUGACUUUAGAAGGCACACUGAUCCUCCUGAAAGCCUCAUUGAUGGAGGCAUGGAACUCUGCAAUGGACCCUGCCUUUGGAUAUUCAAUGAUGAGCUUUUCUCAAAAGAAGACUGGGAAAAUAUUGUAAAAGUUGGUGCUGCUACAAAAGAAAACAAAAUUGAGAAAAUUGGGAAAUUUGGAGUUGGUUUCAAUGCUGUGUAUCAUGUGACUGAUAUUCCCUCUAUCUUGAGUGGAAAAAACCUUCUCGUUCUUGAUCCGAAUGUGACACAUCUGCAGAAGCACAUUCAUAGCAAAGCAAACCCUGGAAUCAAACUGGACUUAUUUCAACAGAGACUGUUUCGUAUGUUCCCUGGACAGUUCAGAUCUUAUGAAGGCAUUUUCAAUUGUGAUCUAUCUAAGCAGAGCACCCAGAAAUUUUACCAAGGAACUUUAAUUAAAUUACCAUUCCGCACCCAAGCAGAAGCUGAUAGGUCAGAUAUCAGCUCAAAGGUGUAUGACCAAGAACGCAUUGGUAGUUUUCAACAAGUCUUGACCUACAAUUGUCAAGCAAAUCUAUUGUUUCUAAAGAACAUUAACUUUCUGUCUCUCCAAAUCCUGCCUGGAAAUGCUUUUACACCACCACUUGAUGACCAAAUCCAGAAUAUCUUCACACUUUCCAAAGGAACUGUAUGUACAAUUGAUAUUCCAAAUGAAAUGCAACUCACGGAGACACAGAAUGAGUCACUACAGUUUUUAAUGAAAUGUAAUGCAAAUUGCAAAAAGAUUAUUGAUUUUUCUGCUGCAGCAAUUGUUAAACUGGUCCAGGAACAUGCAGAAGGAACAAGCAUCCAGCACUGGCUUGUGUACUCAUGUUUUGGAUCAAAAGACUCUCUACAGAUGUUCCACUCAGAAAAUCACAGGUGUUUGUUUUCUUUGCCAGUUGGUGGUAUUGCCGUACCUUUAAAAAGAGAGUGUGAAAAUGGACCGUGGUGUCCUGAGGAGAAAAGUGUUGCUGGUCAGAGUUUUUGUUUUCUCCCACUCUCAGUUGAGACAGGCCUUCCAGUUAAUGUCAAUGGAUCCUUUUCUAUCACAUCCAAUCGAAAAGGACUUUGGGAUACCGGAGUAAAACUUGAUUGGAACAAAGCCUUGCUGCAGGAUGCUGUCACCACUGCUUAUGUUACAUUAAUGCUUGUACUUAAAAAGAUGGUCCAAAGUGGGAAGAUUGAAAAUUAUCCCUACUACACUUUUUGGCCUGAUCGAGAGAAAGUAAACAAAGCAUUCCAACCAUUGGUUGACGCUUUCUACUCUUCCAUAGCUCAGAAGUUUAAUGGAAGAGACCUUGCACUCUUCAGUAAUGGCAAAAAAUGGUGCUCAUUGAAGGACGCAAGAUUUUUGGACCCAGCUAUUGAAAAAAAUGAAAAAGUGGGCGCACUAGCAAUGGAAGUGUUUCUUAACAAUAAAGAAACAAGUUACUGUGCAGUUUCUCUUCCUUCAUGGGUCAGAAAUAGCAUUACACAGAGCGGCUUCAGCAAGAUGUUACAGGACAGAACCUUCCAUUGGAGUGAGUUUUACCAAGUCGUCUUUAAGAAUCUGGAUAACAUAGAUCCACAUAACAGAAAUACACUCAUACUGAAUGCCAUUGAUCUGAAUGUGAAAACUGUUGAUGACCUACUGAAGAGUCAUCCUUGCAUUCCUACACAGAGAGGUGGAAAACUUCAGCUCAUCAAGAAACUUGUGAAUCCAUUUGGUAAAGUGGCGUGUUUGUACAAGCCUUCAGAAGGACGUUUUCUUGAGGGAGCCAAAACUGAUUUCUUCUCCCCUAAAAUAAUUCAGCGGCUCUCAGAAUUGGGAAUGUUGAACGAUCGCCUCCACAUGGAGGACAUAAUAGAAAGAGCAAAGACCAUACCCAAAGUUUGGGAGGAAGACAGACUGAAAGCCCAAAAGCGGCUGCAGUGCCUGUUUGACCUAAUGAGGAACUGUUCAGAAGAAGAGCACACGUCACACUGGAACUCACUGAAGGAUAUAGCAUUCAUUCCUGUAGUGCCUCCUUUGGGUAAAAAACAUGCAAGUGCACUUAAAAAGCCCUCUGAAAUUUACAAUGAAAAUUGCCAGCAUUUAGUAAAUAUGAUAGAGUUUACAACUGAUCUUUCACAACUGAACAUACAUGCACAAGAUCCAGUCCUCAGGAAACUGGGAAUCCAAGAAAGCCCAUCUCUUGAAACUGUGCUCAAACAACUUCAAGCAGCACAUGAACAUUCUGAAAUGUGUGAUGGGUCUGAGCUCUUGAAGAUUGCUUAUGAUUGUUAUUUAUAUUUAAACGAAUGGCUGGUUGAGGCACAAGGAGAUCCUACUCUCAUUGUAGUCAGUGCAUCCUCAUUUCCUUUCAUUUUUGUUGAAGACAAAUUUGUGAGUGUAAAGACAGUGGCAGAGAACACAUCGUUUGAGGCGAGACCGUAUCUCUAUGUGCUUCCAAAAGCGUUUUCCAAAUUCAGAACGCUAUGGGAAUGUGUAGGCAUCCCAGACCAGUUCACAACAGAGCAGUUUGUUGCUGCCCUUGGGGAAAUGAGUGGCAAAGGAUGUCACCCACUUUCAGAUUCAGAUCUCCAGAUUUGUCUUCUAAUACUAAAUUGGAUUAGCUCUGAAUCAGACCAGGCUGUAGACACAAGCCAGAAGAGUUGUGUUCUACCUGAUGACAAAGGAGUGUUGAGACCCUCAAGCCAACUCCAUUUCAAUGACAGCCCAUGGUUACCAAUCUCAGAUGGAAUCACACUUUGUCACAGAUCAAUUUCCAGACAUAUAGCCAUUCAUUUUGGGGUUAAUACCACAAGACACCACACCCUGCAAAAGCUUAAAUUUGAGUUUUCACCUUUUUCAGAAGAGUUUGGACAACAUGAGAGACUAACGGUUCGGCUUAAAAAUAUAAUUGAUACAUAUCCGUCUAAGAAGGAUAUUCUGAAAGAACUCAUACAAAAUGCAGAUGAUGCCAAGGCAACGGAAAUCCACUUUGUGUGGGACAAAAGGAACCACACAACUGAGGAAACAUUUGGGGAAAGAUGGAACUUACUUCAUGGUCCAGCAUUGUGUGUAUACAGCAACAAUGUAUUUACUGAAGCUGACCUUAAGGGUAUUCAAAAGCUGGGGGAGGGCGCAAAACAUGGCACUUUGGGAAGAACUGGGAAGUAUGGACUUGGAUUCAAUUCUGUUUACCAGCUGACUGACUGUCCCUCAAUCCUAACGGGUAACCGAAGGCUCUGCAUAUUUGAUCCUAAUUUGAAGUAUGUGGAGGGUAGCACUAUACGUUCACCAGGGAUUAUGUAUCAUGUCAACAAACUAUUCACAGAUUCAUUUGUUGAUGUCUACAACACUUUUCUACCAUCAGAUUUUGCUCUUCCUUCUGGAACCAUGCUACGUCUUCCUUUUCGGACAAAAGACAUGGCUGCAGAAUCAGAAAUAUCUAAGCAAGAAGUUUCAGUUUCUGAGAUUAAGGAACUGAUUGCAGCCCUCUCUGAAGACCCUGAGGGACUAAUUCUUUUCUUGCGGAACAUAAAAAAAAUACAGUUCCAUGAAAUAAGUGAAACAAAAAAUAAACUGACCACUAUAUUCUCAGUUGAGAAGACAAUACCUGAAAAAAGCAGCAAAGAAUUGGCAUCUUUUCACAAAGAGGUGCAGAAUGGUCUUGAUUCUGAAAAACUUGUAACGCCAUGUAAAAUACUUUAUGAUGUGGGAAUUUCUUUGUCUAAGCAAAGAAAAAGCCAAUGGGUAGUCGCUGAACAGUUCGGACCUUCUAAGCAGGUCAGUGAGAUGGGGAAUAAGGACCUCUAUACAGGUAUACCAUGGGUAGCACUGGCGGCAAAUACAGAUGGCAAAACUGACCAGUUUAAUGGAGUAACAUUUUGUUCUUUGCCCCUGCCAGGGAAUACUGGUCUUCCAGUGCAUGUGAAUGGAAAUUUUGAGGUAGGCCAGUCAAGAAGGGGUCUGUGGAAAGAAGAUGGUGGUGGUUUGAAAAUGAAAUGGAAUCAGACAUUGAAACUGGACAUCAUUGCACCACUUUACGCUGAUCUCCUAAGUCAUAUUAGUUCAACUGUGAAGAGAGAGAUCUGUUACAGUAUUGGUUCUGUUGGCACACAUUUGAAUGGCAGUUAUCUCAAAUUUUUCCCCUUAGUCACAGAGAAUGUUGGCCAAGAUUGGCAUGACAUGAUACAUGAAGUAUACAGGUCUAUUGAUGAGCGAAACCUCUGUGUUAUUCCAGUUUUACAUAUCUUCACAGAGAAGAUUGGAACCCAAACAAUGAAUAAGUUUCAUGUUAAGUGGUCCAGCCUCAGAAAAGAACCGGUCAACGUGCCUCAUUUUGCAAAUGAUGAGAAUGAAUACAUCAUUUCAGAAUUGGAGGCUAUUGGAAUGCAAGUUGUCCCCUGUUCUUCACAAAUGACUAAAAUAUGUAACAGUUUCCAAUCUGCUCAUGUUGAAGUGAAGACAGUCACUCCUUUCACGGUCAGAGAGUAUUUGAAAAAGAAGACUUUGAAUAACUCAAAACAAACUGGAGAGGAAUUGCCAUUACCCAUUAAACAAACUCUGAUUAAGAACAGAAGGAGAUGCUCAGCGCUCCUAGACUACUGCAUGAAGGAUAUCAAUGAGGAAACAUUAGACAAUCUAAGUGGUUUACCUCUCCUUCUCACUCAUGAUGACAGACUGAGGACAUUCAGUACUUACUCUCCAAAACAUCUUACAAGGCUUGUCAAGCUCUUCCAUGGCCAUGAAGGAGAUUUUGCAGAUUACAAAGUCAAUGGCGAACACAUUGAUAAGCUACAAACUGGUAACUAUGUAAAAAAGCUGACGAUUCGUUCUGCUGCUCCCUAUCUGAAAACCAUUCUCCAAGAGCUCCUUCAAAAUUGUGAAGUGGACCACAUGAUCAAUCUGUAUAUUCUGGAUGAAGUUUUCAAAAAAUGGUUAAAGCGGCUUUGGGAUUUUUUCAACAGCUCUGAAAUCGGGUCAAAAGAUGGCCAUGUUAGUUCCUUCAAUGACAUGAUGACAUUUCUCUCAGACAUCCCAAUUGUUCCAGUUAAAAGCCAAACUCAAAAUGGCAAAUGCGUGCUGGGAGCCUUGAAGGAUCUUUCCAGUUUUCUUCCAGAUAAACCUUCAGAGACUUCAUCUAUUCUAUUUAAACUUGGAAUCUUGAGGCUGGAUCUGGCCUUCUUCACUGGAUAUUUUGGAAUAGUAACCCCUAUCAAGGAACAGUUAUUAAAUCCAUUGGAACAAGAUGCUGUCUUGGAUCAAAUCUACAACCAUCCAAAUCUACACUUUGAAAAACUGAGCAGCUCAGAAUCUGACAAUCUCCUAUUGUAUUUCCGGAACGGAACAUCCAAAAAUCAAGCUGACUAUGACAGAAAGCUGAAGACAUUACCAUUAUUUGAAACUAUCCAAGGCAGACGACAAAGAAUUGAUGUGAGUGGAGAAUUGUACAUUCUUGAUGUUGAAAUUUUGAAAUUGUAUCCAGAUUUGUUACUCUUUGGAGAAAAUGACGUGUUCCUCGAGAAUAAUGAACUGAACAAGGGAUUUUCAGGCAGAAUGGGUAUAAAAAUCUUGAACGAUCUGGAAUUCUACAUGCAAUUCAUUCUUCCCAACUUGAACAGAUUGUCCACUGACCAGAUUUUGAAGGUGGUCAAGGUGACUGUUGAACUGCAGCAAAAGUUCUCUCAUUUGUUCAGACAAAGUGAAGAAAAGAUUUACUCCAGUCUCAGUAAAAUUAAAUUCAUACAGGAUGUGAAUGGACAGCUUCAGCUGGCCUCAUACUUCUUUGAUGAAGAUGUACAUCUGUAUCAGGUUAUGUUGCCAAGGGAUAAAUUCAUACCUCAACACUUUUGGGAAAAAAUCAAAUCUGAGCCAAAAGCAGACAAGAGAAGUAUAAAGGCACUCUUGAAACAACUUGGAUUCAAGCAUAAAGUGUCAAAAGAAGAGAUGAUCACAUUUGCAUUAGAAAUUGAAAGUGGUGGUAAAGGGAACACCAAGAACUUAGAGGAGAGGUCCAAGCUGCUGCUGGAAGAAAUUUUGAGGGAACCACAAAAGAAAGAAGAAAAGGAGUACGAGCAAUUUAUUCAGAGGAUAUCGCUAAUCAAAUUUAUCAUUCCACUUAAAAUUCAAGAUGAUUUGUGUGCAUUUCAUCCACAAUGUGCUGGAGGGCAAGACAGGCCCACUGUCUCCAUAAGUGGUUCACUGAUUUCAUGUGAUCCCUCUCAUGAACUUUUAAUAUGGACCUCCAUGCCAAUAUUACCAUCAUAUGCAUACACGCCUUAUCAAAAAAAAACUCUGCAGUUAGGUGGUGCUGAGACUGAGCCUCCAUUUAGCAAAAUCGCGGAAAACUUACGUAAUAUCACUGGCAUAGAAUGCAAUGAUGAAAAACUGAUUCAAAUUAGGACUAAAGUUCUUGAGUAUUCUUAUGCAUACCUCCUGAGAGUCAAUUUUGAUACUGCUCCUCUGUUGGAUCUCCCUUUAGUGCUUGUGGAGGGAAAUACAAAACUUGUCAAACCAAGCCACACUGUUUUGACAAUUCAAAAUGAUUCUGAAUUCAAGCCCUACCUGUAUCAGCUACCUCCUGCACUGAUGCUAUACAAGGAUUUCUUUCAAAAGAUAGGUGUUGCUCCAACUCCCACACUAAAACAUUACAGUAAUGUUUUGAGUGACAUUCACAAAGAUUCCAGCCUCAAGGGAACACUGAAUGCGAAUCAGAGAAAAACAGUGAAACGAUCUGUUGAGCAGCUUCUCUGUUUAAUGAAAAAUUCCAAGAAUACACUGACACAUGAGUUCCCCCUUCCACUCUACUUACCAGCAACAGAUGGAAAAUUAUACUGCUCAAGUAGCUUGUACUUCAAUGACACUUCCUUCAACAAAGAAAGAUUGAAAAAUUCACUGCAGAAACAAAAACUGAAACUUCUUGAGACUCUCAGUCAUUGCCACCUCGGAGAUGAUCUGUACACUCACUGUGAGUUAGUCAAACUGCUACCAGAGGGUGCCCGUCCCUUAAUGCUUUCACACGUUAUAAAGCAGACAGAAUCUAACAUAGAGCUCUGCACAUAUCAGGAAAACUGUCCAAUGAAGGCAACUUUUCAAGAACCUUUAACAUCCAAAUACUUUUUGCAUGGCCUUGUCUGUCUUAUAAGAAAACAGAACAGCGGUGCAGACUCACAAGAUAAAACCAUUCAAAUGUGCCAAAGCACUUUCAGCAAAAUAAAAAUCAAAUGCUGUGAGGAACUUGAGACACAUCUACAAAUGGAUCAAGGUCCAUUACCAGACAGCACAAUCACGUGUACGGUAUUUGUUAGGAGGGAGGAGCAUGGCUCUACUUUUUUUCUAAAGCACAAUAAUGAGUUGUCUCCCCGAAUACAAAAUCAAAUAAUUUUAAGUUUAACUGCUGAGAUCAAUGCACUUUUGGAAAAUGCCUUAAGUUCAGAUUUACUGCUGUGUCUACACGAGCUGCUGUAUUGUGAAAGCAUGGACGAUGUAAACGAGUUGUUGGAAAGGAAGGGCAUAUUUCAAAGUGCGGAACAAAUGGAGAAUCAAAAUGAACUCCCAGAGCCUGGGAGUCCUAUUCCAGAAGAGUGGAUUGACUGCCUUGAUAUGGACCUUUUCAACAACUUUGAUGAGGGGGAAUAUGUUGGAUUCAAAAGACUCUCAGAUGAGGUCUAUAUCUAUGCCAUUGUUCUGGAAUGUGUCAAGAGUUGUAGACAGCAAAAUACUUUAACACGGCUUUUUAAAGUUCAAACUGGACCAGAAGAAAUCGUUGAAGCAAGCUCUCUUGAUCUCUAUCGAAUCAAAAGGCCAAACAAAAGGCCAAACAAAACGCCAGAAACAUUAAAUGUGAAUCCAUGCAGGGACAUGGUGAUCAAAGCAAAUAAACAGGAGGCGCCAACAGGGACUCCUGUAGCACCCAAAGUCCACUCUCCACCCCAUUCCUUGGAGGAAGCAAAAAGAGAAAUUGACAGAUCCUUAAAGGAGAUUUGGUCUUUGAAAAUUGAAGACAGACAAAAGGCAAUUCAUCGGCUUUACUUAAAGUGGCACCCAGACAAAAAUCCAGACUGGGUCGAUAUAGCCACUGAAGCUUUCAAAUAUUUGAAAAACAAGAUCAAUGAACUGGAACUGGGACAAUCUGGAUCUUGUGCCUCAGGCUACAGUAGUGGUAGGUCUGGAUUUAAUUGGAAUGCUGGAAACUUCUAUCGACAAUGGGACCAAGAGGCCUCAUACCACAGAAGAGGGCGAGAAUACUUUUACGGAAAGUACUCCUCUAGACAGUAUAACUUUUGGUCAUUCCAUAGAGAGGAACAGCACAAGCCUAAACCUGAGGAAGCCCGUCGCUGGUACAAACAAGCCAAGUGUGAUCUCAAUGCUGCGCAUAAUGACACUGGGGGAAGGAGCACUGAGUGGUGUCUCUUUAAAAUACAUCAGGCAGUGGAAAAAGCCCUGAUAGCCGCAGAGUACAGGAAACGUGGUAAACACUCCAACAUCUCCUCCAUCACAAGUCAUGCUCAGCAAGUGUCAACAUACAGCCCAAAUUUGAGAUCUUUACCUGACAUUGUGAAAAGCUUGACAGCACUUGGAGUGGAUGCCAAGACAACUCAGUACCCAAAUUACCAUCGUUCUCCGCACAUUCCAAACACACAGUUUAAGUCUGAAAAUGAGAAAUCAGCGCUGAAUAAAGCAUCAGAGCUUCUCAAGACAAUAGAAACAUACAUCAGUGUGUGA